This is a messenger RNA of Penicillium cinerascens, 1854 nucleotides long. RefSeq names its product RibD family protein. Lineage: Eukaryota; Fungi; Ascomycota; Eurotiomycetes; Eurotiales; Aspergillaceae. Gene Ontology annotation, biological process: riboflavin biosynthetic process. The transcript has a single exon. Gene Ontology annotation, molecular function: 5-amino-6-(5-phosphoribosylamino)uracil reductase activity. The coding region runs from base 1 to 1854 and encodes 617 amino acids. The record is from RefSeq and is a predicted model, not a curated record.
AUGGACCAUGUCUCCCGCGCGUCGACCUCGAGCCCACGGGCGAUGGCAUCGGCAAGCGGCUCGGCUUCUCCGCGAAAUGAAAACGGACUAGCGAGAGACGAGGCGGAAAAUGCAGACAAUGAGUUCGAAUACGCACCAGAACACGCGCGAGAGGAUGCCAUGGAUGAAGACCCUCCACAGGCCGAAGAUGCCACCCCUCCCAUGAACUUGUUUGGCGCGCUUGAGAAGCAAGCCCGACAGGGCGAUAUCCACGACUCCCCCCUUCACACUGCAUCCCAUGAAACCAGCGAGACUCAGCCGAGGACCCCGGAUGUGGACGCAGAAUCUGCCCAUAGUCUGUUCAACAACCCACCGAACCUGUCGAGGAUUCGCAGGGUCUUGUUCGAGUGCAGAGACCCGAUCGAAAUCAGCCUCGAGGAGUUUGAGACAUACUGGCCGUUUAUUGAUAAUGUAUGGGUCAAGCAAAGGUCAAAUGCGAGUAAGGAAGGCCAUUGUACCACGGACUAUUACAUGUGUCGGUUACGACGUCCAACACAUCGCACAUCCGAUUCGCGUCCCCUACCGGAGGGAAAGCGUCCUCGCAAGAAACGUGUACGAGAAGGAGGAAUGUGCAAUUUUCAAAUCAAAGUUGUCCGGUUUGAAGGCGCGUACUCGACGGUCACGAUUGCGAGAACUCCUGGAAGCAGCAGUGUUCAUUCUCAUGACCUCGACUACAUUGACCGCGUGAAGCGCAACUCGGGACUCAUGGAAUCUGCAAGGAAGGAAUCCGUGAAGGGUUAUUUACCCUCUUCGAUCUUCACGAAGUUCCAAGAGGAUCCGGAGAAGCUUCAUGAAGCGGGAGGUCGGUUCCUCACCGUGACAGACGUGCGGAACGUCUCUGCCAAGUGGCGCAUACAAAACCCCGAGGUUAAGCUUGUUCCUCAUGAAGGCUACGAAUACCAGAAAGGGUAUGGGAUUGUGAAGUCCCAGAAUGCCGACGGUACCAAUGACGCCGCACAGCAAAAGCCCGUUCAGUCGGGGUCAUCACCUCUGCUCCCACCGGAUACUCUAUCUUUUCCUCAGUUUCCCCUCGAUUUCCUACAGCCGUAUCUUCCCAAUCACUCCGAGCGGCGCGAGUUUCCCCAUGUCACGUUAUCCUAUGCCUCUUCGAUGGACUCGAAAAUAUCGCUGUGCCCGGGGAUGCAGACGGUCUUGUCUGGACCCGAGGCAAAAUUGAUGACCCAUUAUCUCCGUUCCCGCCACGACGCAAUUCUAAUUGGCGUUGGAACCGUUCUCGCAGAUAACCCCGGACUGAACUGCCGCCUCGAAGGAGCUGGUGGGUUUGGCGGGUUGGGAAGAAUGUGGCAGCCACGCCCGGUGGUUGUUGACCCUAUGGGCCGUUGGCCCAUUCAUCCAGAGUGUCGAAUGCUUCGAACAGCCGUUGAAGGCAAAGGAAAAGCCCCGUGGGUCGUGGUGUCACCUGGGGCUCAGAUCAACCCGCAGAGGCUGAUGAUGCUCAAAGGCUACGGCGGAGACUUUUUACGGAUUGUGGAAUAUAACCAGCACUGGCGCCUACGGUGGGAGGGCGUUCUUCGAGCCUUGGCCUCCGAGGGUAUCAAGAGCGUCAUGAUUGAAGGAGGUGGCACCGUUCUGAGUGAACUGCUCAAUCCGGAGUAUACAAACUUCAUCGACUCCAUCAUCGUGACCGUGGCCCCGACGUAUCUCGGUCGUGGGGGCGUCGGCGUCAGCCCCGACUCCAAACUCGACCAAGAGGGCAAACCGAAUGCGGCGUUGAAUCCACGCGAUGUCAAGUGGACGCCGUUAGGACAGAACGUCAUCAUGUGCGGCAAGAUCCGCGCACAAGAUACCCCGUGA